GAUGUUUUAAUAUCGUAUUAAGGACAUUGAAUCAAGCGGAAUGAAUUUUGUUUCCUGUGUUCAUAGUAUACCUGAGAAGUUUAGAGUUCUCAUCAUUUUCUCUUUGUUUGCUAUGAAUAAUGGCUUUUCGUGGAUUAUGUUUGAUCCUGUAGCCAAAUGGAUGGAAACAAACGUAGAUGGUUUAUCAAAAAACGAGUUGGAACUUCUUUCAUCGUGGCAACCCGUUGCUUUCCUGUGUAUGUGUAUACCUGUUAUGAAGAUCGUGACACAACACGAUGGUCUGCGCUUCUCGGUUCAAUUUGGAACUCUGUUGGAGAUCGCGGGUGCGUUCCUCAAGUUGAUUGGUAUUUUAGCACGCCAUCACAAUGCAGGCCUUGUCUUUCUAAAUAUGGGACAAAUAUUUAGUGGAUUGGGUUCUCCAGUCGCGGCGGGUGCAGUGUCAGCCCUCUCUGCGACCUGGUUUCCGCCAAAGGAACGCACACGUGCUACUGCUGUUGCGAUUCUUUUCAACAGUGUAGGUAAUGCUCUAUGCUAUCUUUUUAUUCCUAUCGUAACUCAAAAAUUGACUAUGGUAUGUGUCAUUAUUUACGAGCUGUUGAUUGCGAUUCUCGUUGCGGUUCUUGCAUGGAAGUUCAUGCCAAAGGAACAUCUACACGGAGAUGAUCAGCAAAUGCAGUCUGGCAUGAACUGCAGUACAAGCAAUUCGCUCGAAGAUAGUAACAAUGAGACACAAGGUGGGGGUGAAAUUAUCGUACACCCUAAUGUCCAUGUCUCCUUUCAUCGGCAGCUCGCUCAGCUCUUCCGUAUUCCAUCCUGUCUUCUCCUCUUGAUUGUAUAUGCUUGGCUUAGUGGAGGGUUUUCUGCAUGGAUCUCACUUUUUGACGAAACUUACAAUAAGUGGUUUACCGAAACAUUUAUUGGAAUUAUGAGCUUUUCUGGCAUCUUCAUGUAUGUAAUUGGAGGUUUAUUGAUGUCAUGGCUAGUGGAUUUAUACUUUUCACGUCAAAUGAAAUAUGUGAUAUUUUUCUGCAUUACCAUGAAUAGUUUAGGCAAUCUUAUUUUUAUUUCAUGCACACCAAAUGAUAAGGGGUUUUCUUUAUUGAAUUGGGGUAAGGGAUUCAUUAUCUUCUCCACGGGUUUAUGUGGUUUCUGGAAUGGUGCAGCAGCUCCACUAUUCUUUGAACUUAUAGCAGAAAUAUCAUUUCCGAUUGAAGAGGGUGUUAGUGGAAUUUGUGUCUCUUUAAUGGAAAAUGUCGGAGCCUUGCUGUUUUAUCAGGUUAUUUCAAAGUUUUUCGAAGGCCAAUUUAUGACUAUUGCUUACUCUUUUGGAAUGAUAGUGGUAAUUGCUCUUUGUGCUGCUGUAAAACAGCGUUACAAGAGAACAUACCAUACAUAUAUCUGCGAAAUGGUGCAACAUGAAUAAAGCCUUUAUAUUUAUUAAGUUAGAGCUUUGCACUGUAAUGCAUUCUCUAUGUUGUAAUGUAAUCCUAAGUGACAAAUAAAGCCCUAUUGGAAUAUUAAUCAAAAGUUAGAGAUUCUCUGAUUCAUAUGAUUCACGUUUAUCUUGUGAAUCUUGUUGAGGUCAUCGGAAAUUAGUUGUAGUACAUGAACCCCCCCCCCCCCGAAAAGCUUAGUUCUGAUUUCUAUUUCCUUCUACAACGAUAGCAUAAUGUAUACACAGAAUCAUAAGAUCGUAAUUACCAUAAAUAGCUUCAUGAAAAAAAAAGUUUCAGUUUACCACGCUGCUAAUAUCUUAUGUUAUUUAUUUGUCUAUUUAUUAGAACACUAUUUUACCUUUUUUUUUCAAAUCUCCAAAUGAAGACUACUUUAUGCAAUGAACUAGAAAUAGGAGCUAAGUGAUUUAGGAUAUAGUCAACGAAUCCAUGAUGUUUGAAAAGUGAGCUUAUACUCAUAGAAGUCUUUUAUUAUGUUAACGACACCGUUUAGGGUGUGAUUGGUCUUUCUACAGGUGUGUGGACCUCUUAUUUAGCGUCCAUAUGUUGUUAGAAAUGACGCUACUUCGAAGGCUGCCUGCGAGGUGGCUUGAGGCUGGAAUAUCUUUUGUAACUUGAA
Molecule: messenger RNA, 2073 nt
Organism: Phytomonas sp. Hart1
Lineage: Eukaryota; Euglenozoa; Kinetoplastea; Trypanosomatida; Trypanosomatidae
Source: the annotation of a GenBank genome assembly